This is a messenger RNA of Vespa mandarinia (Asian giant hornet), 1815 nucleotides long. It is a transcript of the gene AkhR, whose product is annotated as Adipokinetic hormone receptor. NCBI's taxonomy places the organism in Eukaryota, Metazoa, Arthropoda, Insecta, Hymenoptera, Vespidae. The record is from RefSeq and is a predicted model, not a curated record. Gene Ontology annotation, molecular function: peptide binding; vasopressin receptor activity. Gene Ontology annotation, cellular component: plasma membrane. Gene Ontology annotation, biological process: G protein-coupled receptor signaling pathway; cellular response to hormone stimulus.
ACGAUCCUCUGUCAUUGAUCCUUGACAUCUUACCAUUGAAAAACGUAGUACGACGAACACAUAAUAUUAAUAAAUCAUUUGAUAAUACGUCACUCAAGAAAAUAAUAAGAGAUCAUAAUUCAUUUAUCGACGAGAAUGCACCGGUGCGCGUUGAAGAGAAAAAUUAAUAAAAAAGAGAAAAGGAAAAGAGAAGAAACAAGAUGACUUCGCAUUCAAGAAAUUGACGUUUCUACGACUAUACAUUGAGCUGUGAUUCCAUCAAAAGUUCUUGGAACUUUCUUCAGGAUAACUCAUAGAAUUGUUUUUAUCUUCUUUCAUGGGACAAUUUCUUUACGAGUGGACACUUGAUCAACGAUACGUCAUAAAAAUAUUUUUGUAUUCGAUGUGAAUGGAUUGCUUCGCUUCCAUUUAAGAAAGAUAUAUUUUGAAGGAACUUCAAUAUGUGAUGUUAUGACGAUAAGAAGGUUAUUUCGACAAGAGCGGAAGUCGAUAUGAAUAUACAAUUGGUAAAAUAUUCAGUCGUACAUAAAUUCAUGUAACAAUACGUAUAGUGCACAAUCGUCUUCGAAAACUUAUUCGGAUUAGUAUAGUGAUCCAUCAAGUGGUGAUAAUCAAAAAUUUGUUUUGUCCUAAAAGAAUAAAUAAUAAUGAAUGAGAAAGAAAACUCGUCGUUUAUAAUUGACUAUCAAGAAGAUGGCAGAGACGAGAAUCUCGCUAAAUGGGAAAUCACACUUUUAACGACUAUAUUUAUUAUCACUGUAUUCGGAAAUAGUUUGGUGUUGUUUUCUAUCUAUUUAAGGAGAUAUCGUGCCCGUAAAAAACUCACCAGAAUGUACUUCUUCAUUAUGAAUCUUAGCAUCGCAGAUUUGUUGACAGGUCUACUCGAUGUCCUACCUCAACUCGGUUGGGAUAUUACUUUCAGAUUUCAGGGUGGGCCAGUGCUCUGUAAGCUGGUGAAAUUCUUUCAACCGUUCGGUCCUUAUUUAAGUUCUUACAUUUUGACGGCAACGGCGAUCGACAGAUAUCAUGCAAUUUGUCAUCCUCUCAGUUAUUGCAGCGUUACAUCUAGAAAAUCGAGAAUAAUGGUUUAUUGGGCUUGGUCUAUCGCAUUUAUCCUAUGUAUACCCCAGUUAUUCGUGUUUUCGUAUCAAGAAAUAACGCCAGGAAUUUGGGACUGCUGGGCAACUUUUGACAUAAAGUUCGGCGAAAGAGCGUACGUCACAUGGUACAGUCUAAUGGUCUUCCUCUUACCAUUCAUCGUUCUGGUAUAUACCUACGUUGGAAUCUGUAUUGGUGUGUGGCAAAGUAAUAAAAUGUCCGGUGCUGUAGACGAUAGAACGUACAUUAGAAGUGUCAGCGGGUUUGCUCGUAAUCGAAGUUCAUUCAUUUCUAAGGCAAUGAUCAAUACCGUAAAGCAGACUAUAGCUGUAAUCACUCUCUAUGUUAUAACGAGCAUUCCGUUCAUCGGAUGUGAACUCUGGGCAACCUGGGAUCCUGAAGCUUCCAAAUCAUCUUUCGUUACUGGUCCCACGUUCACCAUUCUGGCCCUUUUAAAUAGUUUAACCAGCUGCGUUAAUCCAUGGAUAUAUUUAUCGUUUAAUCAAGAACUACGCUUAAUGUUAAUGAAUUAUUUCUGCAACCGGCACGAAUAUUACGGUCACGGAAUAAUACGUUGCAGUAACUCAAACGACACAUCGACGAGGACAUCGUUGAUGUCCAGAAUAUCGCGAUAUGCUGGUUCAGUAAUAUUUCGCUAACGAAGAGUUUUAGUGAUAUUAUCACUUGACGAUAUUUACAAGUCAAAAAAAAAAAAAA